Messenger RNA from Selaginella moellendorffii, 1784 nucleotides. RefSeq lists its product as uncharacterized. Lineage: Eukaryota; Viridiplantae; Streptophyta; Lycopodiopsida; Selaginellales; Selaginellaceae. Bases 432 to 1637 code for a protein of 401 amino acids. The record is from RefSeq and is a predicted model, not a curated record. The transcript is spliced from 6 exons.
CUAUUCUCUAGGUUGGUAUUCUCUUCUCUUGGAAGCGAGGCAAUGGCGCUGUGGGGCAGGGGUUCUAAUCGCUGCUCUCUCGCGACGAUUUAUUAGGGCUUUGGCUCGAUCGAUCGAUCGCAGGGGAAGCGAUGGAGAGCGCGGCGCUGUCUCAGCUCGCGGCGAGCGAUCGUCGCGCAUCAGCUGGUUUGUUCCUGUGAUGAUUCUUGCGUGGCGGCGCCGGGGAUGAGGAAUUCGUGGCUGCGCGAUCCUGCAUUUCACGAUCCUUGGCGAAAUAUCGUGCGCCGGGCGCUCGUAGGGUUCCCAUGUGCUCCAUGAUGAGGCACUGAAGCUUCCGUGGAUCAGAGCUCUGUUUUUCAGAGAGAAAGGAGAAACAAAUGGCUGCUCGGGCUCGAAUCGUUGUCGUGUGAUCUUCAUACUCAUCUCUGUCCAUGGCGACUGGUGAGAUUGAUGGCUUUGCUUCGGACCACGAGAGGGAGCUGUACGAGAGAGCUCACGAAGCAGCGAAGGAAGCCCAGCGACAGGGUGAUGCUCAGCUACAAGCAGCUGUGGCAGCGGCUGCGGUGUCCACGGUUUACUAUCCGGUAGCCACUCCAGUUCGAUUUAGCUCCUGGAGCCUCAAGUUCCAGGACAGAAGGUUGGAAGCGGUGUAUUGCCGGAAAUGUGGCUCGGACUCGGACUUCAACGAUCUCGGCCCCGCGGCUUGCGAAUUGGCGUUUUGCAUCUUGCGGCUUUGGUGGACGAUUGAUGCUGGCCAGAGCAAACAUGGAGUGGUGAUCUUGUCACACGUUUGCGUUGCUGCGUGGUGCAUGGCGAUGUUAACAUCGCAGCUUUUAUUCACUAAAUGGUACAGGCAAAACAGGAGGCUCUUGCUAUGGCAGUUUGCCAUCGUGUUAUGGUCUUGGGAAGGUCUUCAACUCUAUCAUACUAGUAACAAGCUACUGGAUAUGGCGUUGGUUCUCCUUCCUCAAUGCAUUCUUAUAAGUUUCUUGUACCGUGUUCCUUUCUGUUUGCAUGUCCGAUCGAGAUGCUUUGGAUGCGGCUGCCAGCUAGUUGCAUCCAUAGCCAGCAAAGCUUCCAGUUCCCAUCUACUGGGGAUCAUCGCAGGACACUGCCUCGGCUCGCUGCUAGCUUACAUGGUGGACCGGCAGGCACGCACCGACUUUCUAGAAUCGCUACCCAGAUGGAUCCUCGGCGAUGCUGUCCAGUGCGAGCGAGGGGAUUCGUCUUGGUGGAAUUCCUUCUAUCCGGAGUUCCUGGAGAAGCCAGAGCCAGCAGCAAAGGAGGGCGAGAAUCCAAGAGACAACUUGGAGCGAGCGCUUGCGUACCGAGCGCUGGGCGGAUUCGCUGGUGGUUUUGGAGGAGUUUCGGGUCUCAAGUGCGCCAACCCGUCAUCUCUCUCGCCGGCGUCGUCCAGCAACAGCGUGGAUCAUCCACAGCUAGUUUCGUACUCGUCGGACAACGAGAAUGUCACGGCGGGUCUUGAGCAGCUCCCGGAUUCGUGGAGCAUGGGGAAUGUAAGCCAGGGUCCUGAUGAGCAAACACUGCAAGACGGUGAUCAAGAAGAUCGCGAAGAGCAUUCGGCCAGCAGCGCGUCUUCACGUUUGGAGUCGAGCUCAUUGCGGAGGAGGUUCUAAGAGAACUGCAAAUUUCUUCCUCCGCCAAAGGUUCUUUUUUUUUUUUCUUUUUCCCUUUUUCUAAAGCCUUGUUAAAAGAGUUUGUACUUUUUAUUUUUUUGAUCGAUCGAUUGAACAGAUCAAAUACAAAAAGUAAAUUUCAUUUGC